AAACGUUAUAAUGUAUACUUGGUAUGAACCUUUUAAUUGAGCAGCUGUUGAGAAAUAAAAAAAAAAAUUCAUAUUGUCAGUGGCGCUAAUAUUUAGAUCGGGAUCGGAAAUCCGUUCAUGCUCUGCAAAACUCGCAACUUGCAGAUUUUUUUCAAAAACAGACUUAAAAUUGACUCAAAGAAAAUCCACUUCACAGCUGCUACAUUACAAGUAUAUUGGACGAAUUCGCUCAGGUCAUAGUAAGAUAUGGAGCAAGUUACACUGAAACACAAGAGGACAACACUUGAAAGAGCUGAUAAAUUUAUAUCCCCCGUCUACUUCAAUGAUGUGAACCUCAGAGGAAGAUUGUACAGAGACAAUCAUCCACUGAAGUCCAUCACCCACUAUGCUGCGCCUGGUAGGGUUCCGUAUCAACAGGCCGUCAAAGGGAAAUUCACAAAGACGGAGACUGGGCAGUCAUUUGGUCCAACAUGGUCCACCCACUGGUUCCAGCUGGAGAUAGAGAUUCCGGACAACAUGAAGGGAGAGGAGGUCCAUCUCCUGUGGAACUCUAACUCCGAGGCCCUAGUCUGGCAGGGUGGGAACCCCCUACAGGGACUCAGUGGGGACUAUGACAGGAUCUCAUUCCCUCUGUCCAAAGUACUAGGCAAAAAUAAGACCAGGUGCUCUCUCUAUGUGGAGAUGGCCUGUAACAGAAUUCUGGGGGAGGGGAAGGACUCCAUGAUCGGCCCCCCGGACAUGAACAAGACCUUCACCCUCAGUCAGGCUGAGAUAGCAGUGUUCGACAGAGAGGUGUAUGAACUCAUCAUAGACGUAGAGACACUGCAUGACAUGGCAAAGCACAUGACAGAAGAAACUGAGAGGGGAUAUCAAGCUUUGUACACCAUGAACCAAAUGAUAAACAUGCUUGACCUGGAUGACAGGGCAACAUAUUCAAAGGGACACCAGUUAGCAGAGAGAUUUUUCCAGCAGAGGAAUGGCCAGAGUCAACAUACCCUGUAUGCUAUGGGACAUGCACACAUGGACUCGGCCUGGUUAUGGCCGUAUGCAGAGACGGUCAGAAAAUGUGCCCGGAGCUGGUCAUGUACGAUCAGACUGAUGGAGCAGUACCCACACUUCACCUUUACCUGCUCACAGGCCCAGCAGUAUGAGUGGGUCAAGGACAACUACCCCGGACUGUACACCCAGAUCAAGGAGUUCGUCAAGAAGGGGCGGUUUAUACCUGUGGGUGGGACCUGGGUGGAGAUGGAUGGGAACAUUCCCAGUGGGGAGGCCUUUGUCCGACAGUUUUUGUAUGGACAGCGAUUCUUCAUGAAGGAGUUCAACAAAAAGUGCUUGGAGUUUUGGUUACCGGACACAUUUGGGUACUCCCCACAGCUGCCCCAGAUCAUGAAACUGUUUGGGAUUUCUAGGUUCCUGACCCAGAAACUCAGCUGGAGUUUGGUCAAUAAGUUUCCUCAUCAUACAUUCUGGUGGGAAGGAAUUGAUGGAUCCAGAGUUCUCUCCCAUUUUCCUCCUGGAGACUCUUAUGAAAUGCAUGGCAAAGUUGAGGAGGUGCUACGGACAAUCAAGAAUUACAAGGACAAAGGUCGCUCCAACAAGAGUGUCUACCUGUUUGGAUUUGGGGAUGGUGGAAAUGGACCUUCGGAGGAUAUGGUGGUCAGAAUGUCAAGGUUACAGGAUGUGGACGGUCUGCCUAAAGUACAGUCGAAAACACCGCAGGAAUUCUUCUCCGAUGUAGAGAAAGAGGAUUGUGGGAAUUUAUGUCGCUGGAGAGGGGAGCUCUAUCUAGAACUACACAAUGGGACCUACACGACACAUGCUAAGGUGAAGAAAAUGAAUCGAUUUUGUGAGUUCCGUCUCCACGAUGUUGAGUUCUUGGCAUCGAUGGCUCACAUCCAGUCUCUCAUUAAAAAAGCUGCGUACAAAUUUCCGACAGAUGAACUCCAUCGACUGUGGAAGCUCCUCCUCCUGAACCAAUUCCAUGAUGUACUUCCCGGAACUUCUAUUGGAUUGGUUUAUGAAGAUGCUCAUCGAUAUUAUGACGACAUUGUAGCCAGCUGCCAGAAGCUUUCCUCAGAUGCACUGUCCAACAUCAUAGCAGACUCAGCUCAAAGUAACCCGGUCUCCAUGGUGAUCAACUGUAUGGGGUGGCAAAGGAAGGAAGUAGUCACCAUGUCACAAUCAACAGGAACUCCCGCCAAGAAGCAGAAGAAAUCUCCAGAGUUGGUUCAAAUUGACAGCCAGGGAAACACCUUGGCUAUGGUAACAGUACCGAGUUAUGGUUAUGCAGAAGCUAAACCUGUCAAGUGUGAAAAGCCUUGCUCUAUUGAUAAGAAGCAGAAUGGUACAUUUAUCCUUCGUAACGAGUAUUUAUCAGCUGAAAUUGACAACGUGGGACGGAUUAUCUCAUUAACUUUAAAUGGAGAUGAGAGAAAUGCAAUAAGUUCUGAGCCUGGUUGCUAUGGUAAUCAAUUUGUGAUGUAUGAUGACAUUCCUCUAUAUUGGGAUGCCUGGGAUGUGAUGGAUUAUCACCUGGAGACCAGGAAACCAUUGCUGCUGUCCACCAAGAAAACCACAAUUCAGGAUCAGGGUCCCCUCAGAGUGUCCCUGGUGGUGGAGAUGAAGAUCAGUGACCAUAGCUCUAUAAAACAGGUCAUCAGUCUGGACACAGGCAGCCCUUAUCUCAGAUUCCAGACCCAGGUGGAUUGGCAUGAGAACAGGAAGUUCCUGAAGGUGGAGUUCCCGACCUCUGUGCACUCAAUGAGCGCCACCUAUGAGAUUCAGUUUGGCCAUCACCAACGGACCAAUCACAACAACACAUCCUGGGACUGGGCUCAGUUUGAAGUUUUUGGACACAAGUGGGCUGCCAUUUCAGAACACAACUUUGGGGUGGCAGUUUUGAAUGACAGCAAGUAUGGCUAUUCUACAAGAGAUGGAGUUAUGAGACUGUCUUUGUUGAGGUCGCCCAAAUCCCCUGACAAAGAUGCUGACAUGGGAACUCAUUCAUUUACCUACGCAGUCAUGCCAUUCCAGGGAACUUUCCAAUCUGCUGGGGUGAUUCAAGCAGCCUAUGAGUUGAACAACCCACUGGAUGUUCACACCCUGAACCCUCCUAAAGGUGUUCAAGAGAACAAGAGUUUCUUUUCUGUUGAUAAUCCGCAGGUCAUAUUGGAAACUAUAAAAAAGAGUGAGGAUUUAGAUAAUGCUCUCAUACUGAGGCUAUAUGAGAGUUAUGGAGGACAGGCCAAGGUCAAACUGACUGUUGAUCUUCCUUUUACAUUGGCUAAGAGAUGUAAUGGUUUGGAGGAAAUUCUGGACAAUGAGGUGACCUCUGACCUGGAAGUGAUAGGCAGACAAAUAACACUGUCCUUCAAGCCUUUCCAAAUCAUCAGCCUUCUGUUGAAAUUUUAACUGUUAAACGGACUUUGUUAAUUUUAAAGUUUAAUUUUCAUAGACUUUAUAUGCAACACAUGUGAUCAUUCUAAUCCAUGGGCAUGGCAGCUUAUCAUAAUCAUAUGCAAAAGAUCAAUUGUAUUUAUGUACUUAGAUAGUUUUUUACAUUAAAUUUAGUAUAAUUUUCAAAUUUGAAAUUUAUUGUGAAGAAGGUGGUCGAUUUUGGCCGAAAUGAUGUGUACUAUACAUGUAGGACCAAUAAGAGACUAAAUAAAAAAAAAAAUUCCAUAAUAUCCAAUAUUUCUAAACGUGUUCUUAGCAUGUAUAUUUUGCAUGAUUCAAAUUUCAAUGCUAAGAUAAGAAUAAUCCUUGUAUUAAAGAUAUUCAAAAGUA
This is a messenger RNA of Magallana angulata, 3789 nucleotides long. Its product is annotated as alpha-mannosidase 2C1-like. The transcript is spliced from 27 exons. Gene Ontology annotation, biological process: mannose metabolic process; oligosaccharide catabolic process. Gene Ontology annotation, molecular function: alpha-mannosidase activity; carbohydrate binding. The record is from RefSeq and is a predicted model, not a curated record. Bases 247 to 3414 code for a protein of 1055 amino acids. NCBI's taxonomy places the organism in Eukaryota, Metazoa, Mollusca, Bivalvia, Ostreida, Ostreidae.